AGCAGCCUGAUGACACCGAGCGCCAGACCUCCAGCUGGCCCAGCUGGCUUAGCCUUCCCUCCUGCCCCAGGUGCAUCUGGCACAGGCUCAGCAGGGCUGCUGCAACAGGGGGCCUGAAGCAGCAGCCCCAGGACGGGGAGCACCAGGCCUCCAACUGGUGGUGCAGGCUUGGCUUCUCCCCCUGCACCACAUGGGUCUGCUCCAGGGCCAGCGGAGACGUCAUUCGAGAGGGCCCAAAGCAGCAGCUCCUGCGCACCGAGCAGGUGGCCUUCAGCUUGCCCUAUGCCCUGGGCCUGUUUUGCAACUACAUGGAGCAAGUGGGGUGUACCGGGCUCCUUAUGGGUUCCCUGAUAGAUAUCUGCGCUCUCUGCCUGCUGCGGGUUACCUGCAGCCUCUGGAGAAAAGUACGAAGACCUCGGGAACAGGGAACGCGACAAAUGGCCUCAGAUUCUCCGGGAACAGACUGCUCGGCCAAGAACACCGUCAAUCGUUACGAGCAGCUCCACCGGCUGGAGGCCAAAAUGGACUUUUUGCUGAGGUACCUGAUGAACCUCGAACCCGACGCGGAGCUCAACUGCCAGCAGUCAGGGAAGAAGGCCCAAGGAGCAAGGAAGAGGAGUUGCUCCUCAUCCCGCUCCAGCUCCGCUGUGGAUUGCGUGGAUGGACAACAGGAAAGCAGUGCAAGAUGACAGCCAGCUGGUGGAGCAGGACAUGCCUCAGCCCACCAAAGGUUCCUGGGCUGAAGGCAUCUCCAGUGACUACAAUCUUCCACCGCCUGGAUGCCAAGAGCUCCUUGAUCAUCACCUUGCUGCAGGGGGCUACGGACGCUGGCCCAGCCUGCGUAACGGCCAGCGGAGACUAUCCCACUAGUUUCAAGUUUUUGUUUUUCUCUUUUUUCUAUGUUUCAAUAAAAAUUAAAAUUUAUUGCUAGUGCA
Molecule: messenger RNA, 935 nt
Organism: Numida meleagris (helmeted guineafowl)
Lineage: Eukaryota; Metazoa; Chordata; Aves; Galliformes; Numididae
Exons: 3
Coding region: 191-931 (246 amino acids)
Source: RefSeq, a predicted model, not a curated record